AUGCAAUACACUAAACCCGAUUUCCACGAAACCAAGAAGCGUCUCCCAGCUGCCGCUAACUCCGCCGCCGACGACGAUGCGCCGCUUUUAUCGGAUGACGAGAUUGAGCCCUCCGACACCCUCGACGAUGUCAAGUCCAAGAUCCAGGACAAGGAGGAGUUUCCUCUGGACCAGCAGUACCAACAGUAG
Molecule: messenger RNA, 189 nt
Organism: Alternaria ethzedia
Lineage: Eukaryota; Fungi; Ascomycota; Dothideomycetes; Pleosporales; Pleosporaceae
Exons: 3
Coding region: 1-189 (62 amino acids)
Source: RefSeq, a predicted model, not a curated record